AUGAAAGAACAGAAACAGAUUUAUAUAGGCUUUGCCCAAUCAACCCUUCGCAAUAAAAGAGCGGCCUUAAGAAAAGCUGCAUUGGGCUCUAACAAGAUUACAGAUUGGAUUUUUUAUGACCUCUCAAAUAGCAGUACAAAAAAUUCUAUGAACAAUAUUCACAAUAUUGAAAAUGAGAAUGAGUGUGAUGAUAUUUUAUUCUAUAACUUCAGUGAUGAUAAAGAUGACGAACACCAAAUUCGACGAAAGUCGCCAGAUUUAAGUAUUCACAUUAGUGAAUUUAUUUGUGAAUCGAUUGGGUGUCUUUGCCUUUUAGAAGAAGACAAAGUCAUGAAUGACCUUCUCCCCAAUAAUGAGCGAAUUCCAUAUAAUGAGAUGUGUGUUAUGAAUUUAAAAGAUGAAGGCAAGCAACCUCUACUUAGAGAUAGAAAAAUGCCUGAUGGCUCUGUUCAUGUAAUGACAUUUGUAGAUGAGGAUAGUAUAAAAAAACCAAAAGGGAUUCAACAUAUUCUUGAGGAACAUAGCCU
Messenger RNA from Racocetra persica, 527 nucleotides. The record is from the annotation of a GenBank genome assembly. NCBI's taxonomy places the organism in Eukaryota, Fungi, Glomeromycota, Glomeromycetes, Diversisporales, Gigasporaceae.